UACAUGCCCUUCGUUGUGACUUGUUGUGCCUUCAAGACACACAGAGCGAACCGACGCGGUCGAGCUGGCACAGAUUCAGAACGUACCACAGACCCAGGACCACCAGAUCCUGUGACAACUGCUCCACUGUAUGAGAACACCCAACUACCACCACCACCUCCCUCAGUCACUGAUGGUGGAGACCAUAUGUAUGAACAUGUGGAGCUGAGGCCUAUCACUGGACAAGAGAAGGAGAUUGCAGUGGCUCCUAAUGCUGCUUAUGGCACUGUUCAAAGAUGAACACAACAAACCAUAAAAUUUGCACUUGUGACAGAGCCUCUGACUCACUGGGACCGACUUCGGUUUGUGGUACCUCCCACGUUCAAUUUCCAGACUGUGGCAUCCAACUCUAAGCCGAGUCAUAGAAACUCGGAGCGCUGCUGAAGUUAUAUUCAAAAGAUAGGGCUCCAUGCCAAACUCUUUCUUGAAUAAUCUGUACGAUCUCAGUUUGUUUCCACCUUGUCCAGUCAGGCUAUGUUCACGUUCUAAAUUGGCAUG
Molecule: messenger RNA, 537 nt
Organism: Geodia barretti
Lineage: Eukaryota; Metazoa; Porifera; Demospongiae; Tetractinellida; Geodiidae
Source: the annotation of a GenBank genome assembly